Molecule: messenger RNA, 2517 nt
Organism: Exophiala aquamarina CBS 119918
Lineage: Eukaryota; Fungi; Ascomycota; Eurotiomycetes; Chaetothyriales; Herpotrichiellaceae
Exons: 1
Source: RefSeq, a predicted model, not a curated record
GAAAACAUGGCUUCACUCACACCCAAUCAGGCAUGUAUGAAGCUGGCUAAUGAACUGAUUGUGUACCCUCCUUCCCCAAAGGAUUGGGAUUUACGUGGCGCAUAUGACGAUUUGCUCUCGAAGAUUCAGGCUGCUAGCAGGAGUCCCAACAGUCCAUCCAGCGGUAUAACUGCUGCAACGAAGGCUUUGACAACCUAUUUUGCACGUGUAGUGCACCGUCAAUCGAGCCAUGGCUCCAAAAUUUGCACGCUUCUCGCAAACACCACUCGCGAAGUACCCUUUUGGAGACCGCUUUUUGGGCUCCAGUUCCGCCCAGAUGUGGAGCAAAACAGACUACAGAUUGCGGGUGACGCUCAUCCUCGACUCGAGUCCGAAAGCCCUGACUGUGUACUUGAGGUCGCUAGACGAGUCUUGACAAAUCCUUGGAAUGAGCCGUCAAGCCAGCUAUUUCGAUCUGCACUUCGAUUGAUCGCGAAUUGUUGCGCAGACAACAAUUUGAACCGCAGCGUCAUCGUUCGUCGUGGCGGAGUGGAAUUGAUGAUGCACCUUGCGAGAUGGGCAAGAGAGUGCGAUCUCUUACUUCCCACUCUGUUCAACGUCUGCCUCGACUUCGACGAACCUGCUGUUGACGACCACGGAGAGCCCUGGAAACCGUUGGACCAGAUGAGAGCAGAGCCAGAUUCCGAACCUGAUCCUAUCGUCAACGCAGCCGAGCAGAGACUGGGUAUGUGUUGGCCGCCCAGUGAGAGAACGAGCUCGGUUGAGACCCUUCUCGACCUUUCUGACCAUGCAGACGGCUGCUUUUCCACCCUUGCAGAUCUGAUUGAAAUGGCUAGCCGUGUAUCCCUUUACGGAAUUCAGAAUCUUGUUGGCUUACUAGAUGGGACUGAAACCGACGACAAUGUCGAAGCCAGCACCAUCGGUCUCAUCGACGCUCUGCUUACCCAAGGAAGCAAACUUACGCAAAAGGACCCAGAAUGUUGUGCGCCGAUCUGCCAGGCGGUAAUGAAUGUAUUCUCGCAAAGGCCCACCCGCAAAGGCCUCAUCAACGUCAAAAAUGCACUCUGGCAAUUCAUCCACUUACCCUACCUCCCUGCCGGCCCCGACGAAGAAAUUACCGAGAGCUUGCAUCCCUACAAAAACGUGAUUCUAAAGCUUGUUUAUGAAGUCUCUUCAUUAGAAGCAUACGGGAACAAAUUUAACGCCGACACGAAAUUAAUUCAGGAUUGCUGUGCCCUCCUCUCAAAAGGGGUCCCGAAACCCGGACAUUCUCCAAGUCGUCGGCCUGUCUUGCAAGCAUCUGACCAGACCAAGAGUCUAAAGGCACACCCAUACCCAUCGGCACUUGUCCUGCUGUCGAAUUCAAUUAUAUCCACAGAUCGAGCUGCGCGCGUACUAAAAACCCAUCCCCGCUUAGCAUCUCACUUAGCGAGGCUCAUUGCGACGGUGCCUGUUUCUGAACAUGAAAUAUUACAUCCAGCGAUUGAUCUUGCGACCAGACUUGCCUUAUGUCGUGAGGGCCAAGAGCAACUAUAUGACGCAGGUAUAUUGUGUGCAGUGGACAAACUCCUCCAACCAACCAGCGAGGCCAACGCAGCCGGCAUUGAGGUUCAGCGUGAAACGAUUAGUCUGAUUAGGCUGGUGAUCAAGGGAUACGCCGAGUUCCUCCAGGGUUUGACAGCAAUCGACAGCCUCGAGUCAUACAUCGAGCCAGACUCAAAUAUCAACGACGACGACGACGACGACGACGACGACGACGAGGCAAACCCCGUACAAAAUGUGGGACAGGUCCGCCCAAUGACGAGGAUUUUCCACCUCUUCUACCGCACAACAGAUGCAGCCACGAAGAUGGCAAUCGGCCGCCUCGUCAUCGAGAUCCUGCGGACUGCUGCAGCGUCCACGACCCCGGGAGACAGCACAAGUGCGCAGCAGCAGCCCUCUUCUGCGGCGAAUGCCGACGACACAAGGGCUCGAGGACAGUCGGCUCUCGAGUCGCGCCUUAAGGUGAUCUUGGAGCACUUCUCCUCCCCGUUAUCACCACCACGGCAACCGCAGCCGCAACCAGAGAAGUCCACCUCCACCUCUAAGCUCUCCCCAAACCCCGCCCUCCCCAUCGCACACAUCAUAACCCAGACGGCAAGCCAGACUCAAACCCAGCCCGGAGCGGCCGCACAAGAAGCAGAAGCAUGGUUCGGACUGGGCCUCCUAUCGUCAUUUCCAACCUUCCACGGCUGCAUCCUACGCGCUCUGGCAGCGGACAACCAGCGGCUCCUGACGCGCCUGAAGGACAUUGUAGCGGAGCACGGCGUGGGUACUGCCGCAUUGUCGGUAUCUAAUCUGUUGAUCACUGAUCCCGAACCCGAACCCGAAUCAGAGAACUCGGUUGGCGUCAGCUCAGGGCCGGCCCCGCAUCGGCAGCAGCAGCAACAGCAGGACGCACGGUACGCGAAUGUGAAGGUGCUGGUCGUCAGGAUGAUUCAGUCACAGCCACAGCCACAGCCACAGCCACAGCCACAG